Pieris macdunnoughi is the source of this 357-nucleotide messenger RNA. Lineage: Eukaryota; Metazoa; Arthropoda; Insecta; Lepidoptera; Pieridae. The record is from the annotation of a GenBank genome assembly.
AUGUCCCAAGCUCUGAUCUUCGUCUGCACCGUAAUGGUGCUAUCAGCCGCAUUGGCCGAGGAAAACACCAAAGACCAGAACCGUGGCAUGAAUCCUAAUCAUAAUGGAAACCCGAUCCAUAACUUGAACCCAAACAACAUGAAUCCUCCUUCCAUGGAUUUCAACAAUAUGUUCCCAAAUAUGGAUUUUAAUAUCAUGAACCCAAAUCUGAAGCCUCACGGUGAAAUGCCAAAGCAACAGCAACACAACCAUAACGCUACAAAAAUGUCAGACACUCCCAAAGUGCCUGACAUGCAGAAGAUGUCAGACACGAAAACACCCGAAAAACCAGAAAAUCCCUCCAAUGGAAAGGAUUAG